Messenger RNA from Eimeria tenella, 4083 nucleotides. RefSeq lists its product as uncharacterized. Bases 1 to 4083 code for a protein of 1360 amino acids. The transcript has 16 exons. The record is from RefSeq and is a predicted model, not a curated record. NCBI's taxonomy places the organism in Eukaryota, Apicomplexa, Conoidasida, Eucoccidiorida, Eimeriidae.
AUGCAAGGUCGGAGACUGGUUGCCUCCCAAGGAACUCCUGCCUUAGGAGAGCUACCAGAAGCUAGCUCUCUUUCUUCUCUACAGCAGGCCGUAGCUGUCUCUGUCGCAGCUUGUUCAGCCGAAGUAAUGGAAUCAUUUGAUAGUCAUUUGCAAGCUCUUGGGAGUCUCGAAGCAAUAAGCUCCAGCCCAGUGUUGUUUGCCUCCGUCGCCCUGGAGAAUGCACCAUUGCUUUUCGCGCUAAGCGGUGUUCAGUCACCGGAAUCUCUCCAGUCGGAGUACGAGAAACUGCGCCAAACCGGAUCAGCGCUUGGUUUAGCACUCGUCCGUGGAGCUUCAAAAAUGAUAGGCACCGCAUGCGGGAAAGAAGGACAUUUAGCAGCCCCCAGCAGUUCAUACUUGGCUUGCGUGUCCAACAGCCUUGAAAAUAUUGCUUGGAAAGCCCAAAGGGCGCUGCUCAAACAGCACCUGAAUGCCCUUGCAUACUUCGCAGAGAAGCCUGAUCUGUUGCCCGAAGGACCUGAUUUUUCAGAAGCUUUGAGAAAUUUUACCGCUUCAGCCACAAAGCUUGUGCAGACUUUACGUAAAGCAGCAGGAGUUUCUAACGGCGCCCUCGAUCUGAGAGUCGACAGAGGUCGUAUUUCUCUUCUUUUGGAUGACGCUUUACGGCAGUUUGGCCGCACACUACAAGACAACUUACUUCCCAUGGGGGUCACUUUCCUUGAAGACGGAGAGCUUUCCCUUUAUGGCCCCACCAUUUAUGAAAAGAUAGUUUCGUCCACCAGCGAGGCAUCUCGUCAAGCUCCAUCUUCAGGAGGCGGAGGCGAACUGAAGUCUUUCAUGAUCAUGCAGAGGCUGAGGGGCCACUUAAACGAAGUUAUUGGGAAUGAAUCGCUGCGACGCGCAUACACCAGCACCGCGAACAAAACAGGGCUUUCUUCCAGAGCAGUUGAAUCGACCUUCAUAAAAUCACAAGCGCGCCACAUCUUCAUAUUUAUCCAGUCACUUUUAGACAGUCGAUCAGAAGAUGUCACAACACGAUUCAGCACAGCCGAAGGGCUGCACUCUUUUAUCAUAGAAUUCUUGGCUGAAAAGGUGGCAAAAAAAGAGCCAGAAGAAGAAAAGUCCUCAUUCGGAGGAAACGUCUCGGGCGAAGUUGUUGCCUUGGCAAGUUCAGUAAACAAGGAAGUGCUAAGAAUAUUUGCAAAGCGCAUAAGUCUUAGCAGCUCUUUCCAGAAGGCAAAGCAAGCGGCGGGAAUGAAUGUGAGCACCUGGCUCAAAAGCGAAUUCGCUGAUUUUCGAAAAGAUAUACCACCGUCAUACGUCAUUGACAUCGCUUACGAGUGCCUAAAUCGGUGCACCAUCCCGAUGCUUGCUGAUACUCGGCUGCAGACCCAGUGCACGGAUUCUCAAGGGAGGCCACAGCCCCUUGGAAAAUGUGCCGAUCCGGCUGCCGAGUUCCAGCGAAUAAUUAGCAAGGAAAUGUGGGCAAAUUUCUUGGAAGACUGGAUGACACAGGGCAAAGCUCAUUCGGCUUGCAGGGAACUUCUGGUGCUCCAAGAAGAAGACGCGUCAGCUUGGCAGCGGCAGGUGUUUCUCAUGUACUCUCAUCUCGACUCAAUUGGCUGCGGAAAGGACCACCAUGGGUAUGACUCUUUUGGCCGAUACUCCAUUAAGCUGGAAAUGAUUCAAAAUUUGUUCGAAAUGUUCGCAAGUACGGCGAAGUUUCCGACCCUGGCGAACUUCAUUAACUGGCUUGUAAAACUUCGCGAGCCUCUUCCUCAAGAUCUGCAGACGCCCACAGCCUUAGCGCUUCAAUACGCCGGUGGCUAUCCACAGACUCAAGUGCGGGUAAGCAAGGCAUUUGCAAUGGCAGUGAAGGGAGACCCUUCUUAUUCUCAGUGCAAACCCGAAGACACCAAGAUUAUAUCGGAACUUUUAGGCUCUCUUGGGAGCGUCUUUUAUACCCUACAAGCUUUCGAUGAUUUCAUCAAAGAAAGACGCACCGGGAAAGAAAAUAUCACCCGGCAAGUGACCGCACCAGUUGGUAAGGCUAUUACACUACAACUCAUCUCCCCACUCAGUUCCUGCACUCUCCACUUCAGGCAAAUUUUCAAGGCCCGCUGUUUGUUUUGCUUUCUCCAAUGUAUAAUGGGAUGGGCGACUUCGUUUUGUUUUGCAGCUGCUGAUGCUAGGCCUGUUUUGAGCCAGCUCAUGCUUACAUUCACAGCGACUGGCCCUCGAGCGCCGGAUGCGGUGAUACGCUAUCCAGCGUACGUCCCGAGCAGUACUGCUGCUCUACUGUCCCAAUCUGGGGCAAAGGCAAUGCAAGUAUUUGUGUACAUACAGGAUGUCCUCGGCAAUGUUUCAGCCACACAGUUGACAAGUUCGGAUGAAACAGGCCACUUGCUAGACGCAGCGCUUGCUACCGAAGCCUGGACAGUAAAAUGUUUGGGAGCUUGCAACAGCUCUUGCACGUUGCGGUCGGAAGGAGAACAAGCAAUUUCAAUGUCCAUUUCGACAACAGCGGUUGCCCCUUACACUUUCCCCGCAACUGACGAUGAGAGUUUGGCGGCAGCGGUUUUCGGGUGGCUGCUGCCUUCUUUCCCCGCUUUGCGUUGCAAGGCUCCAACCAGAAAGGUGAUUCCAGUUGUACUGCCUAUCCCACCCCCUACGCUACCUCCAAUUCCUGAGCCAUCCAAGGAAGUUGAAGUUCCACCGAAGCCUGAACCUGAGGAAAAGCCGUUUCCUCCACCCCCUCCCACGGCUCCAGAAGAGAUCGUUUUGCCUCCACCUGAGGAGAAAGUCCCAGAGAUUCCAGAAGCCCCUGUAGUGCCAAUACCGCCUAAACAAAUAUCCAUAAAGAAAAAGAAACCAGAAAUCGACAUAAAGAAAAACGAAAAUAAAGAUGCAACUGAACCAGAGGAAAUGAUUACCAUGAUUCCUCCCAAAACGGAAGAAGCCCCGAAGCUGGAACCUAAGGAAGACGCAUGUCUGAAAGUUGUGCGCCUUUACAACAAGUACAUACAAGGGGCCGAAAUAAAAGAUGUCAAGACUCUGCACGAAGAGGCGAUGGCGGUGCCGCUCUAUCGGGAGACGCGGAAAGAACUUCAGAUUGACCAAAAGGAUAUUUCGAUGCAGCAGUUUCGUCUGGCUUUAUGCGUCACUUGCGCUAAACACAUACCCGCUCUGCAACUUGCAUCGGGAGAGGAGCAACAAAGGCUGGCUGCAUCUAUUGAAAUGAGCAAAGAUAUAUGCGCCUCUGUGUACAAGAAAACGUUAUGGGCGAAUGAGAUCGACGGCGGCGCCCCACUGGCCUCUGCAACACCGGCUUCACUUCUAACAAAGAGCGUGCAGCUGAACCUGCAGGCGGCAGCCAUAUCCCACCGGCUGCUUGGAGGUGCUCAGCCGUUGCUACAAGCAGCUGAGAAAGAAGCAACAGCUGUAGAGGUCUGCGCCGCAGGAGAGGUCUUGGGAAGGUCCUUGCAGAACGCUAAGUGCAUAAUUCUCCGUAGGAACCCAGAUAUAAGCUCCCCAUUCUUGCUGGCACUUGGCGGACUCUCAAGAGCAGCAGCUAAAAAGAUGCCGGCCGAACUGUCUUCGAUUUUUGGAGCCUCGGUAAAGGUUGCAGGUCGGCGGGUGUCCCCAACCUCGUUGGCUGGGGGGCUGAGGAAUUGGUUGUCUCAGGAUAUGGGGCUGGCAGCUUGGGCUAAGCAAGCUCACAAGAAGUUGAAAUCCGAUAGAUCUGUGGCGGCGUUGUGUGCUGCUCUGCGCUACGCCGAGUUCAUCCGACAAAUUAGUUCGCUGGGGACCACAUUCGACCGUAUGCUAUCGCAUUGGAACCUUUCGCUGCCUUCCAACGGCCUGUCGCUCGUCAACGCCCUGCGCUCAGCUUCUAACCCUAAGCAGAAGCUUACGCAGGAGCUCUGCGUGCUCACUCCACCAGGGCAAGAGGUGCAGCGCCUCGUGCAAAGGUUCGAUCCAGCCUACUGGGCUGCCCUGAUGUUGCAAACUGGCGAGCAAGGGGAAGCAGCGGCAGGAGCAGCAGCACCCGCAGCUGAAUCUGCAAGGAGCACGGAAGCUUGA